Molecule: messenger RNA, 732 nt
Organism: Hibiscus syriacus
Lineage: Eukaryota; Viridiplantae; Streptophyta; Magnoliopsida; Malvales; Malvaceae
Product: probable membrane-associated kinase regulator 2
Exons: 2
Coding region: 1-732 (243 amino acids)
Cellular component (GO): plasma membrane
Source: RefSeq, a predicted model, not a curated record
AUGGAAGCUUUUAGCUUGCUCAAGUAUUGGCGAGGCGGUGGUACUAUUGCCUGUGUUAAUACACGUUCCACCGCCACUUGCACCACCACCAUAGUCACCGCCGCUACUCCUCAUCUGGCGGUUGACACAGAAGACGACGACGUCGUCGAUGAUGGCCCUUUCUUCGACUUAGAAUUUGCAGUCCCUGAUGAGUAUGGAACAGAGGAAAACGAAGAUAAUGUUGUAGAUGAAGGGAGCCAGGAUUCAAACGACGACAUUGAUACGAAUUCCGACGGUCGCUGCUCCGGUAGUGAAGCAGGGCAAAACAAUGGCCAAUCUGAGUCAAACUCGUCUUUGGACUCGGACCCUCCUCAAUUUCGUGUCUCGUUUUUUAAGUCGGCAUCCAAAGUUGGGAUUUUUUUGCUGAGGAUGAAGAAAUCAGCCUCCAAUGGAACUGUUACUCCCAGAAAACAAGAAAAAACGAAAGAACCGAACAGUGUCAACAACAAGAACAGGUUUUUUACAGUGAAAUUUAAGGUCGAAGAGGUUCCCAUAAUGUCUCUGUUUUCCAAAGACAACAAAUCCCAUAAACAGCAAACCUCCGAUAACAACUCUGUUUCGGAUGGAGAAGCUAAGGUUUUCAGGGGCUGUAAUGCCACCGUCUACGGUGGCUCAAGAAUCGGUUUCGGGGAAGACAACGGCGGCGGCUGGGGAGAAUCGGGUAAAACUGGCGAGUGCUCGAACAGGACUUAG